This is a messenger RNA of Drepanopeziza brunnea f. sp. 'multigermtubi' MB_m1, 1677 nucleotides long. RefSeq lists its product as uncharacterized. Gene Ontology annotation, biological process: regulation of DNA-templated transcription. The record is from RefSeq and is a predicted model, not a curated record. Gene Ontology annotation, molecular function: zinc ion binding; transcription cis-regulatory region binding; DNA-binding transcription factor activity, RNA polymerase II-specific. Lineage: Eukaryota; Fungi; Ascomycota; Leotiomycetes; Helotiales; Drepanopezizaceae. Gene Ontology annotation, cellular component: nucleus.
AUGUUCUCUCCACCUACCCAGCCACAGCAAGACUCGUCUCCAGUGAAGAGAUUGGCUUGCGAUCGAUGUCAUGAUCAGAAGCUCAGGUGCACACGACCUCAGGACGGGGAGCCAUGUGUUCGAUGCCAGAGGGCAGGCGUACUGUGCAACGUCAGCGUUGCGCAAAGGACAGGCAGACCGCGGAAGUCAUCAAACAAUCGACCUCAAGAUGAGAGAAAGACAACACCAAAUAGAUCUAGCUCAGCAACAGGCGGCAGUUUGGAGAACAGGGACAAGAAGAUGGGUAUCACGAGGACUAAAAGCACAGAGUCGAUGAGCGAAGGGAGUUUCGAUUCAACCCCUUUGCCAGACUCCUAUAUUCCGAUGAGCUGGGAGGUGGACGCAUUCGCGUCGAAUUCCUUGUUGUCAAUAUCCCCGGCUCUACUUCCAAUUCAGCCAUAUAAUCAACAGAUGUCGACCGACGAGUAUGCGGAUUUGCUGGAAUGCACCACCGAUCAAGCCUAUUUUGAUAACAUGGAUCUUUCCGAUUUCUCUGACACAAAUUUCACGCCAAACUUCUAUGAGCCGAAUCCAAAAAAGAGAAAGUCAAAUACUCAGCAAUUCUACACGGACCAAGUUUCCAUGUCCCCUCCGGUUGAUGACGGGUUUUCUGCUAGAAUAUCUUCCUUCCCGGACAUGGAAAUGCCCACCAUCAGUCCAGCAAUCACCACUUUAUCCUCCACAGCGGGCAUGCCAGACCUCAUGGCGGCCAUAAGCCCGCCCAACGACUCAACGCACGCCCAGAAACUGUCAAAGCUUCAAUCCGAAAUCGAAACCUGCUCAGAAAGCAUCACGCACCAAGCCCGUCGUAUGAGCACACCUUCAACCGCCUACAGUUCGGAGGGCCAGAAGCUAUCCGAAGCCCUUGGCGUCCUACUCUCUACAGCCGAACGCUUCAUCGAGCUCAUUACCUGCAUCUGCAAGUCAUCCGACAGUCUAGUCCCCAGCCGCUCUUCUUCUCCCUCACCGUGGUACCAGCCAGACCAAGCAAACGGGUCCUUCGGCACCACCAACCGGCCAUUCUCAGCCCUCCAUUCCCACAACAAUACCUUCUCCACCAGUCUCGACCCGGGUCUCCUCCUCGGCGGAGCAGCCGCAGCGCCCGAGAGUAGCAGCGCCCUCAGCACCUCGACAUUCUACACGAUGCUCAAGUGCCACGUCCGCCUGCUCUCCGCCUACGACGCCACCCUCGACGCCAUGUCCUCCCGCCUGCUCGAGCUCGCCCAUCUCGACAUGCACGCCAUCGCCCUCACCUCGGCGCUCUCCAUCGGCUCCUUCGUCGUGCCCUACGGCGCCAUCAUCGAGACGCUGCUGCACCUGCAGGUCAUCUCCCACCAGCUGCACCGUCUCAAGACGGCCCUGCAUGGGAACCUGCUCAAGCUGCAGCCGCCCCGGCAGCAACAGCAACAGGAGCGGCAGGGCGGCGGCAGAUCGAUCCCGUCGCGCCUAGGCCUGUGCCGACAGGCGGCUGGACGGAGCCCAAGUGUCAGCAUGAUAGAUUUCAAACUCGAGGAGAUCCACGAGCGGGAACGGGCCCUGCAGGCGAAAUUGCUGCGGAUCGAGAACCUGGCUGAGAGCUCGAAGCUGCAAGAAGCUCGGAAUCAUGACGAGGAGGGUUUCACCGCUCUUUGGGCAUGA